Messenger RNA from Xiphias gladius (swordfish), 2156 nucleotides. RefSeq names its product beta 3-glucosyltransferase a (gene b3glcta). The record is from RefSeq and is a predicted model, not a curated record. Gene Ontology annotation, cellular component: membrane. The coding region runs from base 260 to 1756 and encodes 498 amino acids. NCBI's taxonomy places the organism in Eukaryota, Metazoa, Chordata, Actinopteri, Istiophoriformes, Xiphiidae. The transcript has 15 exons. Gene Ontology annotation, molecular function: acetylglucosaminyltransferase activity.
GGGCUCAGGGAACUCGUCCCGCCAGCAGAGUGCGCCCCUGCGCCUCGAUCAGAAAGUGGGGUUGCCUCCUACCAAAGAACAAACCCACUCCCCGUUUUCCGUGAAACUGUGAAAAGGAAAAGCCCUGUUGUUUUUUCUGUGGGGCUUUUUUUUUCUUUUUUUUUUUCUCCUUCUUCCUCUCCUCCUCCUAACAGUGUCAGAAAGCCCAUGCACCGAGAGCUUUCUCCGCCACCUCCACCGCUCACAGGACUCACCCAGGAUGCUAUCGAACAACCCUCGCGUCGGGCACAAAGUGGCAGGCUGCUUGGUUUUCCUCUCCCUCCUUCACAUCCACUUUGCUGCUGGCAGCUCAGGAAAAGGCUCACAGAGCCAAGAUGAUACGCAUGUCAUCCACAACAAUCAACUGGACCUGCGGGAGAUAGUGUUCAUCAUCCAGAGUCAAAGCAACUACUUCCAUGUGAGGCAGGCAGAAAGACGGAGGGGGGAUUUGCUCAAGCAGGCACAGAGUCUCACAGGGAAACCACCGGUGAUUUUGCUUCUUCACAGUUUAUCAGAUAAUGAGGGAGAUUGGAGUAUCCUGCCUCUGCUGCCUUACUUGUCAUACUCCUUUGGGAAAAACUCAUCCUGGAUUGUAUUUCUUGAGGAGGAAACAAAUGUGAAGAUGACUAAGCUUGUUCAAGUCCUUGCAAAAUUUGACAAGAAUAAAGACUGGUUUCUUGGUAGGCCCCUCCAUGACGAGGAGUCGACCAUCAUCCAUCACUACGCCUUUGCAGAGAAUCCCUCUGUCUUCAAAUAUCCAGACUUUGCUGCUGCUUGGGCCUUAAGCAUCCCCCUAGUUGUUCGUCUUGCAAACAAAGUGAGAGACGAGCCACUCAAAUCUGACUUCACCAUUGACCUGAAACAUGAGGUUGCCUUGUAUAUCUGGGACAACGGGAAGGGUCCACGUCUCACCGCUGUUCCUGAGCUGUGCACCGAGCCGGAGGACUCUCCUCAGGCCGGGCACUGUGCCACCACUCUGAGCAGCGGGCCUCCACUGUGUGGGGAGGCUGUAAAUAAAGAAGAUAUAUUUGUUGCUGUGAAAACGUGUAGGAAGUUUCACAGUGAACGAGUUCCAGUGAUAAAGAAGACUUGGGAAAAGGACGCCUUAUUUUUGGAGUACUAUAGUGACCAUGCUGAUCCUUCAAUACCGACCAUCAAUUUAGGAGUUCCAAACACUGAAAGAGGCCACUGCGGGAAAACAUUUGCAAUCCUACAGAGAUUUCUAAGCAGCACUGUCCCAAACACCAAGUGGCUCCUUGUUGUGGAUGAUGACACGCUUAUCAGCCUCCCCAGACUGCAAGACCUGCUGAGCUGUUACGACCCCUCUGAACCAGUGUGUCUAGGGGAGAGAUACGGCUACGGCCUGAGCCAAGGCGGCUAUAGCUACAUCACAGGAGGUGGAGGUAUGGUGUUCAGCAGGGAGGCCGUGGUCCAACUUCUUAACAGCGGCUGUAAGUGCUACAGCAAUGAUGCGCCGGAUGACAUGGUGCUGGGAAUGUGCCUCAAUGCUCUCGGCCUUCCUGUCACACACAGUCCACUCUUCCAUCAGGCACGGCCAGAGGACUAUGCCAGAGACUUCCUAGCUCACCAGGUGCCCAUCUCUUUUCAUAAACAUUGGAACAUCGACCCCGUUGCUGUUUUCAACAAAUGGCUUAAGGACGACUUGAAGGCAAAACCUGCAGGUGGACUUAAUAAAAGCGCUAAGACAGAGUUAUAAUAAUUUUAAGCACAAGACUGGCCUGUAUGAAUAUGUGUGUAUAUACACUGUGUGUGUGUGUGAGAGAGAAGGAGAGCGUGUGUAUUAUGGAGUCAUGGAAUUGAAAUAUUGUCCUUCACAGAUGUAAAUGUUUUUGUAUUGUUAAUGUUGAACUGUUAUUAAGAGGGACCAUGCAAGUGUGUGUCCAUGACUUAAUAUGUGGGUCUUUUCAUGAGUUGCAUGUUGAGGUUAUUGUCAUUUUGGAAAUAUGAAUAUAGUUAUGUGUAUAUUUAUAUCAUAUGAAUAAUCUAAACCUUACAGAGGAGCAUAACUUCUCUGGGAGAUACUAUAACUUUCAAGAAGUAUCACUAAUGCUGUACAAUGUGCCCUAUUUUGACAUAAAAGUAUAAAUAUUUGAGAA